UAACUUCAGAAAGUAAUAGUUAUCAUAAGCAUUACUGGAGGUUUAAAGUAUAAGUGGUGUAUAUUAUUAUGACUUGUAGAUCUUUCUUGAUGUAGGAAACUAUAAGUUUAAUCUCAGUACACAGUUCGAGUGGGUAGAAAACGAAACUUAAUGCCAUAAUAGCUACUUUGAUUUUCAAAGUUACUGCAGUUUUCAGAUGGAAAUCUUAUCAGUUGUCAGCUUUCUCCAGUAACCUGCUUUUGACUCAACUCAUGCAAUCAGAGAGCAAGAAGACGAAAGAAGAAAAAGGAAGCCUGAAAAAGCGAGAUCAUCCGUGUCUAUUAUCUGAUUGGCUGUCUUCGAAGCAAGUUACAUUGCCCACCCACAUGUUUAUAUGAGUCGUUGAUCAUUUGUUGAAUCCUCCCACUGAGAGACAGGAUCUGUGCCGCGAUCGGGCGUUCAUGGCAGCUAAUGAUUAUCGCGCUUACCUGCGGAAUCAUAUCGAUAUGGAAGAGGCUCCGGCGCGCGCUCCACACACGGGCUCCACGCACAGAGCGCUCAUUUUCGGCACGCUCGCUGUCAUGGCACUGCUGCAGGUCGCGUCUAGUGUGGCGAUUCUGUUGCACUUAACCGGUUAUCUCCGAGAGGUCGAUCUUGCCUCACCACAGCAGAGUCCUAAUGAGGAAAUGCACAGUGAAACUUUAAUAGGCGAUCAAAUGAAUAGUUCAACAAAGGACAAAACAAAAAAAGUGCCAUCAGCUCACCUUCCAAUCAAGACGCCCAUAGACUUAUUACCCAAUGAAAACGGUUUAACCCAGAUAGCCUGGGAUGGCAUGAAAGCAGAGAAUCUGAAGAGGAUGAAAUAUAAAGAUAACCGAAUUAUAGUGGAUUCCCCUGGAUACUACUAUGUAUACGCCAAGACCUGUUUUCGAUACCAUGAGAUUCACAGCUCUGAGAAAGUGAACAUCAGCAACAUAGAGCUGGGUCAGUACAUUUACCACGAAAAACACUCACGGUCUGAACCUCCUACUGUCCUUGCAAAAAGCAGCGGGACGCCGGAGUGGAACAUUAAAAAGUAUAACAAGUACUGCAUGGAGCAGGGCAGAGGUGUCCGGCUGGAGAAAGACGAUAGAAUUUACGUCAAAGUAUCCAACGCACAACUGCUGGACCCGGCAGUUGAAGAGACGUAUUUUGGUUGUUUUAAAAUAAGUAAAUGACUUUGACAUUUUUUGCUACUGAAACGUUUGUGCACAUUUUUUUUCAUCCAUACAAACUUUUUCAAAGUGACCAUGAACCACUGAGCACUUGUUUUGAAUCACUGACUUUUGGAUUUUGUUCAAUAUUGAUGACGUUUAAGAGCACAUUAUGAUUUCCUAAUCAUGCCAUCGAAGCUCUUAAGUACCAGCACUAGAAGAUUUAGAAUGGACUCAGGCCUCAUUUGUGUGUUUUUAAGGCCAAUACUGGCAAAAGUAUUCUCAAAAAGACUGUUGGGAAUCAAAACGGUGGAGUGUUUUUGGACAGUCUCAGCAAAGUUUGCCAAAUUGCAGGAGUCUCAAACAACAGAGGAAACUGUACAAACUAAAUGACCAAAUUUGGUUGGAAAUGUAAUAGGAUCAAUAUAAAAGCAAUGUCGCAUUUGCUGCAAAAUAGUGCCCUUAAGACUGGCUAACACUGUGCACAUUUUAAUGAUCUUAUAAGGUUGUAGCUUGUGCAAACAGUUGAAAAUCAAUACGUGCCAAACACAGACACUUGCAUAACUCAGGUGUAGUUGGAUGUCAUCAAUCCAUUACAAGCUCAAUAACCUGCGCUCUUAGGGUGCUUUUACGCCUGUGAAUUGAUUUAGUUGUUCCAAAACAGGGAUUAAAAUUGU
Danio rerio (zebrafish) is the source of this 1849-nucleotide messenger RNA. Lineage: Eukaryota; Metazoa; Chordata; Actinopteri; Cypriniformes; Danionidae. The record is from RefSeq and is a predicted model, not a curated record.